This is a messenger RNA of Aplosporella prunicola CBS 121167, 210 nucleotides long. RefSeq lists its product as uncharacterized. Gene Ontology annotation, cellular component: mitochondrial intermembrane space. The transcript has 2 exons. The annotation marks the transcript as partial. The record is from RefSeq and is a predicted model, not a curated record. Gene Ontology annotation, biological process: mitochondrial respiratory chain complex IV assembly. Gene Ontology annotation, molecular function: copper chaperone activity; copper ion binding. NCBI's taxonomy places the organism in Eukaryota, Fungi, Ascomycota, Dothideomycetes, Botryosphaeriales, Aplosporellaceae.
GCGGCGAACCUCGGCGCAGACGUCAAGACCGCUGGCAGCAGCACGGCCAGCGAGAACAAACCCAAGCCCUGCUGCGUGUGCAAGGACGAAAAGGCCGCCCGCGACGAGUGCAUGCUCUUCUCCAACAGCGACAACGCGCAGCAAGAGUGCCAGGACCUCGUCGCGAAAUACAAGAGCUGCAUGGCUGGGUACGGUUUCAGCUUGCCUUGA